Molecule: messenger RNA, 1299 nt
Organism: Kockovaella imperatae
Lineage: Eukaryota; Fungi; Basidiomycota; Tremellomycetes; Tremellales; Cuniculitremaceae
Exons: 1
Coding region: 61-1284 (407 amino acids)
Source: RefSeq, a predicted model, not a curated record
CAACGAUUGACACUCACUUCUUUGUCGUGAGCAGUAGUAACAUCGUCACGUCAUGCCGAUAUGACAUCUCCGAGACCGUUUAGAGCUGGCUUAGGGCUACCUGAGGCAGUCGUCAUUCGCUCCGGACCAGUGUCAGCUUCUCACCUUGCUGAUCAACAUUACGAGCCGACGGAUAGACAGUCUUGGAAAGAGUGGACUGUGAACCCUGCAAAGCAUGGACCGGAAAGGUUGACUCGGGCACCCGUUUUCUUGCCGUCCAAGCAACAGUACGAUGAUCUUGGAAGAAGUCUCGGUGAUGGUGUUGGUAUAGAGGUGGAUCAGGGCGACGUGAAAGUGCCCAGGGAGGUGGACGAUGGAGAUAGAGUCAGCGCGUGGUAUACUCAAUUGGCAUCUCGACCGACUACCGGGUCAUCGACACCCGGUUCUGGGCCGUCUGACUUGAGGCCGAAAGGGCCACCUGCUAUUGUCGACUUGACAGACCUGGAUGAUGAGGACGAGGAUGAACUGAAAAUGGAACCACCCUCAACGAUCGAGGCAGAACCACUGCGUGUCAAUCGAAACGAAUGGUAUAUUCGUCGAGCGCUUCUCCGUCGAUGUCAACUUGAAGGGGCUCCUCGAAGACCCUUGGUCCAGUCGAAACCUUCUUCCAUCGGUCGUCUCGUCGAAAUCGACCUUACAAAACCUCUACCUGCUCAACCCGUUCAUUACGUGCUUGGACCGGAGAACAAAGGUUAUGCCAUGCUGAAAGAUCGCCUAGGAUGGGAAGGUGGAGGAUUGGGAAGGCCUGUUGGCUGGUUAGAGCCAACGACUUUGGAUUGCUUUCGACAGAUGCCCGAAGCGGGACCGUCAAGACUGGCAUCGCAGCUCAAAGCCGAGAUCGAAGAGGAUGCUGAAAGCCAAAUCAGGCAGCGCGAGGCUGGAGCUGCUGAAACUAUCGUAGAUCUGACGGCCGCUUCAGACGGCGAAGAUGACGACUUCGAUGAAGAUGCAGCAGAACCCCCGCGUCAGGGUGGACCUGGCAGGACAGCACCCAUCGCUACGGCCCUCAAGCUCGAUCGACUGGGAAUAGGCCACAUCCGAAGCACUCGACCUGGUAAUCCCGAAUCAGUCAAAAAAGUCACACAUACAGCCAAAGAGAUUGCUCAAGCUCGCCAGAGAGCGAAAUAUGCCGGAAAGCCAAUGUCGAAGUUGGAAUUGGGCAAAAAGGGCAAGAUGAAAUGGAGUGAGAAGGAGAAGAGGGAAAGAGAGCAUAGACAGAGGCUAGCAGCGGCCAUCAACGCGUAAGGAUUGGACAUGAGU